This is a messenger RNA of Cuscuta epithymum, 1519 nucleotides long. NCBI's taxonomy places the organism in Eukaryota, Viridiplantae, Streptophyta, Magnoliopsida, Solanales, Convolvulaceae. The record is from the annotation of a GenBank genome assembly.
GAACAGUUUCCCCCCAUCCCAUUUACGAUUAGCAUUGGUCUGGACAUGGUUCUCUGGCUAUAAAUAGAGUACAUUGAGGGUUUCAAUCUUCACACCUCAUAUCCAACAAAUUACACACAGGCAAAGGCAUUCAUUCCUAAACAUGGUAGGCAUGUGGUCCCUAUUUCGGGAGAUUGACCAGAGCAAGACUACAUGGGCGAUAAAAGCUAGGGCAAUAAGGGUGUAUCGUGAACCAGCCCAUGAUUGCUUUCCAGAAUCGCUGGAGGUUGUUUUCCAUGACGAAGAGGUGUGCACGUUUAUAUUUCAUUCUUUUGAUCUAAUACUUUUGCAUUUAAGCAUAUAUGUUGACAUUUUGACAAUAAAUAUCAGGGAUCCAGGAUGCAUGCGCACAUCCCUGACCAGUUCAUCAACAAAUUCAUUGGCAUAUUCAAAGAGGGGCGGGUUUUUGCAGUGAAAAAUUUUAUGGUUGAGGAGAACUACAUGUUCUUUAAAACGUCAACAAGUGCCUAUAGACUCUGUUUUUUUAACAAAAGUGCUGCCUUUGAGAUCAGGGGAGUCCCAUUUCCCAUAAGAACUUUCUCAUUGGUGUCUUUUGCUUCAUUGCAAGCUCAAGACAGCUUAGAUGAAAAAUAUGGAAUUGGUGCGAAUUUGAUUUACCUUUGCAAAAAUAACAAAGUGAAUAUGACUAAAAUAGACCCACUAAUAUCCUUAUUCUAUCCAGACCUAAUAGGCCAGGUUGUUCAUGAUAAAGACCCAAAAACAAUUUUGAAGAAUGACAGGCCCCGAAAGCUUAUGGAGAUGGUUUUAGGAGACCCCGAGGGGAAUGUUAUUGCAUGUACUCUUUGGGGACCGAUGGUUGAGAUGCUUAUGACUUACAAGCUCACAACAUCAGAACCAAUUGUAAUGCUACUCCAGUGUUGCAAAGCUAGAAAGUACCAAGGCCAUGUUCAUGUUUCCAACAUGUUCAACACCACCAAGGUUAUUUUAAACGGGAGUGAGGAAGAAUUUGUGGAAUUCAAGUCAAGGUAUAUGGUUUUUGAAAAUCUAUUAUAAUAAUUGCUACCACAAGCAAAUAAAAUAUGCACGUAACUUAUAGUACAAAAAAUUAUAUCAGGAUGGCUGAAAGGUCCAAUAAGGGACUUCGAUUUUCAAUAACAACAGACAACUCAGACAAUGGUGACAUAGCAACUGGCCAGCUAGAUUUGAUCACUAUUGAGGCUCUUACAAAACUUCAGGAGGAUGGGAAGUAUUGGGUUUGCGGAGAAAUUGUGGCUAUAGACAGCCACAAAGAUUGGUCCUACAUUUCUUGCAUAGGUUGUAACAGGAAGGUUUCACCUAAUGGAGAUAGCUUUUGCUGUGUCUCUUGCAAUUCAAAUGAUGCGGUUCUUAGGUUUGUAAUCUGCACAUAAAUCUAGGUUUUGAAACCGACCACAUGAUUGAUAAAGAAGAUAUCUUUAAUGUAAUUAAUGUAAUCAGGUAUAAAGUGAACGUCCGUGUUGUUGAUGGCACAACACAUGCC